Messenger RNA from Ochotona curzoniae (black-lipped pika), 4014 nucleotides. RefSeq names its product protein FAM205A-like. The transcript is spliced from 4 exons. The coding region runs from base 1 to 4014 and encodes 1337 amino acids. NCBI's taxonomy places the organism in Eukaryota, Metazoa, Chordata, Mammalia, Lagomorpha, Ochotonidae. The record is from RefSeq and is a predicted model, not a curated record.
AUGUUGAGCUCUACUUUUAUUCCGGAGGACAUUGAAUACUGGUUAUAUACCUAUGGGUUCAUCUUGUUCAUUUUCCUAAUGCUCUGGCAACUGAGAAGAAGUUACUGUGGAUUGAAAUUGGAACCCAAAAGGAGCUGCUGCCGGCGUCACCGGAAAGUCAGGCAAAGGGCUAGAGAUGCAGCAUCAAGAGCCAGGAGACUUUCCCAGGAAGAAGCUGAGAAGCCACGGGAGCUGAUCUCAGUCAUGAAAAGUCAAGGCUGGCUUCCUGCAGACCAAAAUGUGCGGCGGCUCCUGUGUGAAGAUCCUUGCUGCCAAAUCUGCAACGCCGUGGCUCUGGAAGUUCACCAGUUACUGGUGGAUGAGAGCAUCAUGCUUUCCCCCAGUUUAUCAGGGACAUCCCAGGGCUCGUCUUGUGUAAAUGUUCUGUCCAUGUCUAGUGUAUCUUUUGAGCAGAAUCUGGAGAUUCAUUCUGAUCACUCUGAGGAGCUCUUGCAAGUACCACCUGUAUCCCCCAAACUGGCCAAAGUAAUGGAGGCUAAAUGCUUCACUCAGCCAGCUGUCAAAUCAAGCAGUGCUGUUGGCAUCCAAAAAUACUGGGCUGAUUACCUCCAGCUAGAGCAAGAAUUUCAAGUGCAAGAUAUAAUCUUAGACCCAGAGACGAUGGCUUCUUCAGUGCUAGAGGAGGCUACAGUUCCAGAGAACCAGCAGGAGAUGUUACAGAUUAUUUCUACCGAAGCUCAUGAGUGUCAAACACUGCAGCCUUUCAAUUCCCAGGGCCCUUUAAUGACUUUAAAUCCAGAUAUUACGACUCUGGUACAUCCCGUGGCUUUACAAAUGGUACCCCAUGGCCACUUGCCAUUCCUUAGUCCUGAAUCUCUGAGGCUUCUUGAGAUACAUGUGAAAAAAUGGAUGCAUUUCCAGAGAUGGGGGCUCCCUAGACGUGUGGAGGAGUCUCUGAGGCAACUGAUGCCAAACCCCCCAAUGAACUGCCAGCCUGAAAAUAAUGAAGUAGUUCCCUUACUCUUGAAUAAUACAUCUCAAAUCAGUGUUCAUAGCUUAGGCACAAUUUGCCACCAGGCUUGGUGCUCUUGUAUAACAGGCCAGGCCAGCCAAAUAUUCUGGGUUUCUGAAUGGUCCAUAACAGACCCAGAACAAAUAUACCACUGCCGUCAUAUUCCAAACACCAUGACCCUAACAUUAGCGUCUCCAGCCACUAAAGACCCAAAUGAUUUCCAGCAAUUUCUUGGUGCACAGGAUGGUGACCCAGGGAUUCAACUGCAAAAGACAAGCAGCCAGCUAUUCUGUGGCCUCCCCUCCCUGCACAGUGAGUCACUGGUUUCCACUCUCCUGGGCUCUCCAGGAAUCUCUAAGAAUGAGAAUCAGUCCAAGCCUUCCUUGAAGGAUCCUUCUGUCUUCAAGGAGCUUUCUCUCCUCCCUCUGAUGCCAAAAACUCCAACCCAGCCUGAUGAAUCUACUUCCCCACCUUCCUCAAAUUGGGUGUCUCCAUCUGACCAUCAACAAGCUCAGAUCCACGUCCCAUUUCUGACUCUGGCUGAAUACGAAACCUUGGAAUGGCACCUGCUGCAGAGGCAGCUCCAGCUUCAGUGGGGCUUACCAGCUGCCUUCCGGAAAUCUCAGCAUCCCCACAGCACCAUGCAGCAGGAUCCCUAUGGCAAAGCCCGGUCUCUCGAGGCUGUAAAAACUUCCUGGUCAGGAAAGCCUGUCUCAGUCCUCACCAGGGAAUUGCUUUUCUUCCCGGAGCAUGCCCGGAGGAUGCUGGAAUUCCACCUCCAGAAGCAGGUGAUCCAUCACCGUUGGGGUCUGCCCCAGAAGAUCCAGCAAUCCAUCCUGCAACUUCUCUCCUCCACUAACCAGCAGGCUUUGGGGUGGAGCCGUGAAGAAUUACCCAAUGAAAGUAGACCCCAGGCUACAGCCCUAGAAACCAACAGGGACAGUGAUCUGCUCUCACCCACUGUGACUCCAAUACUGACCCCUAAGCCACACUUGUUCACCGAGGCCAAGGCACUGUUGCAGAACCACAUCACUUCUAAAUGUAUACAGAUCCAACAAGGCAAGGUCCCUGCACGUGUGUACAGCUCCUGGAGCUGCAGAAUUCCUGGGGGCCUAGCAGUGGUUCCCUUUUCCCGCAUUCCAGAGGUCCAGACCCUGGAGCUGCAGGAAGCAACUGACCCUGACCCACAUUAUGAAAUUGUGUCCUGGAUGCCAACAGUUCUUGAUCAGCAAGAACAGGCCUUACCACAUGCUGUCCCUAAACGCCAUAAGAUGCCCCAAGCUCUGUCUGAGGAAGCCAUUGAGAAACUGGAGACUACUUUACGACACAAGUACCUAGCCUUCCUGUCGGGGCUGCCUGCUCUUUAUUAUGUGGCUCUCUGCAGAGCCAUUACCCCACUGAUCAAUAACCAACCCAUAAUCACAGAGGCGGUAUCUGGGUCUACUAAGAGCCUAACAGAGGCCCCAACUCAAAUGAUAUCAUUUCAAGAACAACAUUUGAGUAUUGAGUCAGGCUUUCAAGAUGACAAUAAGAUGCCUAUAGACAAUGCAGAGGAGUUGCAGACUGAACAACAGACAGAAGGGACAAUGGAAACGGUGCUUCCAGAAAAUCAGACACAGCCUGAUAAUCCGGACCCACCCAAGACACACAUCUUGACCAAACUCAAUUUCCACCUGAGGAAAAAGGUCUUAGAGAUACAAUUGGGAAUUCCCAUCAGGGCAAGGGUGUCCAGGGAAGAAAACAUUGCAAAUGUAGAGAACAUGUCUUCACAGGAGUCUCCUGAGAAUGUCAACAACCAAGAAGAAGCACUACCCCAGAAACCAGCCACCCAACCAAGUCGUCCUCUUGCCUUACCACCUGAGUGGGGGGUCCUCUUCAAGGAGCAGCUGGCAACUGAGCUGAAGGCAAUCCAGCAGAGCCAAAAGCAACCUACCUCCAAAGAAGUGCCCCAUGGGGCUGCCAACUGGGCUUCCACGAUCUCUCAGCCCAGUGGGGACACAACACAGGCCCAGGUGCUUCAUGUCCAGGUGGAGACCAGUGAAAACAACCCCAGCCUGGAAGAAGCCUGGAGCCCCGAGCCCCAAAGCCCUGGCAAGAGCAAGGACUCAGCACCACUCCUCACACUGGCUAAGAAGAAAGAGGACCCAGGGCAACUCAGAGGAGCAGGAGACCAAGGGGAAGGGGAUGCAGGUCUUGGGCCCUCCUUAGCCCAAGAAGAAAGACUCCCUGUUGAAGAGCAAAGGCCAGCAGGGAUGCCUCUGAAGAGGACACUGCGAGGCUCCAGGAGACACAGCCAGAGCUUUCAUCUUGCCGAUCUUUGCCAACACAAACCCCAGAAUCACCCUCAGCUUAAGCCCCCAGAGCCACCUCCAGGAAGCCCUGGGAGGAAAGCUUCAGGAAAUGGCUUGCAAAGUAGCCGAGUCAAACUAAAUGUCCCUCUCCAACCACCAAAGAUUCUUGAGAAUGCCCAGCCUAUGGUGGCCUGGGCUUCCCACGGCCAGCCUUCCCAGGGCCAACUCAUUCAGGCUAAGUUUUCUCAGGGCCAUGCUUGGCCAAGUCAGCUUUUUCACGACCAAGUGAGGCCAGCCCACCCUCACAAGAGGCCCAGCCCUCCAGACUCAAACCUGAUAAAUAAGAUGAAAUCCUUCCUUCACUCCUUUAACCCCAAGACCAAAGGCAGUGUGUGCUUGGAAUCCACAUUCUGUGCAGCUGAGAAAGCAGCCAAAAGCAGAAAAGAGAAUGCUGAAAAGAGACAGGCUCCAGCCAAAAGGCCCACAAAGAGAAGUAAAACCGAGAAGCCAGCUGCACACCCCAAGGUCCAGUCUUCUCCCACUGAGAAACUGCUGGGCCCGGCUCUCCUGAGGAUCCCUCACUCCCCAGACAAUAAGCUCCGGUUCCGCUCCCAACAGCAAAGCUCUGCCCCAGUCUCGGCCUUCCCCCGCCACUGCCCUCGGCACUGUCCUCGAAUGGUUCGUGCCACCCAACCAGGGAACGCUUCUUAG